CUGAAACUCUCACACCGGAAUAACCUAACCCGCUUACCAGCUACAGCACACACGAUAUUGCUGUUUGGCAACAAGAGUGGAAAUAGCAAUUCCGCUACUUAGAAAACCAAAUUCCCUUUCUUAAAUCGUUACUUUUCUCUCUCUCUCUCUCUCUCUCUUCGAGGGUUUCUCUUCUCCCUUGAAGAAGAACUACAACAACCAAGGAACCAAAAGCCCCUUUGUGCUUUUUGAGGUGCAUCAAUCAUGUUUGGGCGUGGACAAAAGAAGAGUGAUAGCACCAAAUAUUAUGAUGUUCUUGGUGUUUCAAAAAGUGCUAGUGAAGAUGAAAUCAAGAAGGCUUAUAGGAAGGCAGCAAUGAAGAACCAUCCAGAUAAGGGUGGAGAUCCUGAGAAGUUCAAGGAGUUAAGCCAAGCAUAUGAAGUUUUAAGUGAUGCUGAAAAGAGGGAAAUGUAUGACCAAUAUGGUGAAGAUGCCCUUAAAGAAGGGAUGGGGGGAGGGGGCUCAUUUAAUAAUCCAUUUGAUAUAUUUGAAUCAUUUUUUGGUGGUGGAGCAGGCUUUGCUGGUGGUAGUUCACGAGGUAGAAGACAGAAGCAUGGUGAAGAUGUGGUGCAUUCUCUUAAGGUUUCCUUGGAGGACGUGUAUAAUGGCACAACAAAAAAACUAUCUCUUUCUAGAAAUGUGUUAUGCUCAAAAUGUAAAGGGAAAGGUUCAAAAAGUGGAACAGCUGGUAGGUGUUUUGGAUGCCAAGGCACAGGUAUGAAGAUUACAAGAAGGCAGAUUGGAAUGGGCAUGAUUCAACAAAUGCAACACGUCUGUCCUGAAUGCAGAGGAACUGGUGAGGUCAUUAGUGAAAGAGAUCGAUGCCCUCAGUGCAAGGGAAACAAGGUUAGCCAGGAAAAGAAGGUGCUGGAGGUGAAUGUUGAGAAGGGGAUGCAGCAGGGUCAGAAGAUUGUGUUUGAAGGACAAGCUGAUGAAGCUCCUGACACAAUCACAGGAGACAUUGUUUUUGUCGUACAAGUAAAGGAGCACCCAAGGUUCAGGAGGGAGCACGAUGAUCUCUAUAUUGAUCAGAAUCUCACCUUAAGUGAGGCACUUUGUGGCUUCCAGUUUGCUGUCACCCAUCUUGACGGGAGGCAACUAUUGAUCAAAUCAAAUCCUGGGGAAGUUAUCAGGCCAGGUCAACAUAAAGCAAUAAACGAUGAGGGAAUGCCACAGCACAAUAGGCCCUUCAUUAAGGGGCGCCUUUUCAUCAAGUUUAAUGUUGAUUUUCCAGAUUCAGGGUUCCUUUCCCCUGAUCAGUGCCAGUUAUUAGAAAAGGAAUUACCUCAGAAGACCAGCAACCAUUUGUCAGAUAUGGAGCUGGAUAAUUGUGAGGAAACCACUUUGCAUGAUGUCAACAUUAAGGAGGAGAUGAGACGAAAGAAGCAACAGCAAUACCAAGAGGCAUAUGAUGAAGAUGAUGACGAGCCAUCCAUGCCACGAGUACAAUGUGCUCAACAAUAGUGCAUUUUAUGCUUGAGGUGCUUCGUCUAUAAUGUUCUGCAUGGUUACUUGCAUAAUGCAGUUAUAACUGCAUCUUUAUUUACCUUUAGGUUUUAUCUGGUAAUAUUAUUUAUUUUACAGUUAUUUGCAGAUUUCUUCGGUUGUUUUGAAUAUUGUUGUGAUAUUUAGUAUAUGAAAAUGAAAUGCUUUUGUUUAAAGGUGUAAUAUC
Molecule: messenger RNA, 1711 nt
Organism: Gastrolobium bilobum
Lineage: Eukaryota; Viridiplantae; Streptophyta; Magnoliopsida; Fabales; Fabaceae
Product: chaperone protein dnaJ A6-like
Exons: 8
Coding region: 244-1503 (419 amino acids)
Biological process (GO): response to heat; protein refolding
Cellular component (GO): cytoplasm; cytosol
Molecular function (GO): Hsp70 protein binding; ATP binding
Source: RefSeq, a predicted model, not a curated record